AUGGUGAGUGCCCAGGAGGGCGGGGCCAGCAGGGUGGAAGCUCUGCCUCCUCAGCUAUCCUCUUACAUUCAUCGCUGUGGUGACGGUGGGGUCGGGAGGGAUGCUCCCAACUCCGACCUCCUCCUCAUCGAAGGCCAGGCGGAUGGAGGCGGCCAGGGAGCGCCUGAAGACCUGGCGGAAGUCGCGGCCGACGAAGGCGUAGAGAAGGGGGUUGAGGGCGCUGUUGAACGAGGCCAAGCCGAAGCUGAAGAACAUCCAGUCCCAGGGAACGGGCUGGGCGAAGGCCUGGAGAAGGCUGCAGAUAUUGUUGGGGAGCCAGCAGACGAUAAAGGCCGCCACCACGGUCACGAUGAGGCGGACGGGCUUCCUGGACUUGGCGAAGCGGUCCCUCCGCAGCUCCCGGCAAACCAGGAGGUAGCAGGCGACCAUGAUCGCCACGGGGAGGCCGAAGCCCCACGGAGGGAUGGUUCCCUCCACCCCUCCUGCGGGAUUGGACCCAGGUAUCCGAUGAUGGGACUGUGUGGAGACGCCCUCAGGUUAAAGAGCUUCAAGUUCCCAGGAGUGAACAUCACCAACAGCCUGUCCUGGUCAAAUCACGUUGAUGCCACGGUCAAGAAAGCUCACCAGCGCCUCUACUUCCUCAGGAGGCUGAAGAAAUUUGGUUUGUCCCCUUUGACUCUCACCAACUUUUACCAAUGCACCAUAGAAAGCAUCCUAUCUGGAUGCAUCACAGCUUGGUACGGCAACUGCUCUGCCCAGGACCUCAAGAAACUGCAGAGAGUUGUGGACACAGCCCAGCGCAUCACGGACACCAGCCUCCCCUCUUUGGACUCUGUCUUUACCUCUCGCUGCCUUGGUGAAGCAGCCAGCAUAAUCAAAGACCCCACCCACCCGGGUCAUCCUCUCUUCUCUCCUCUCCCAUCGGGUAGAAGAUACAGGAUCCUGAGGACACGUACCACCAGGCUCAAGGACAGCUUCUACCCCACCGUGAUAAGAUUAUUGAACGGUUCCCUUAUACGAUGAGAUGGACUCUGACCUCACGAUCUACCUUGUUGUGACCUUGCACCUUAUUGCACUGCACUUUCUCUGUAGCUGUGACACUUUACUCUGUACUGUUAUUGUUUUUACCUGUACUACAUCAAUGGACUCUGUACUAACUCAAUGUAAGUGCACUGUGUAAUGAAUUGACCUGUACGACCGGUUUGCAAGACAAGUUUUUCACUGGACCUCGGUACAAGCGACAAUAAUAAACCAAU
Messenger RNA from Pristis pectinata (smalltooth sawfish), 1256 nucleotides. RefSeq lists its product as uncharacterized. The record is from RefSeq and is a predicted model, not a curated record. Lineage: Eukaryota; Metazoa; Chordata; Chondrichthyes; Rhinopristiformes; Pristidae. The transcript is spliced from 3 exons. Gene Ontology annotation, molecular function: methyltransferase activity; 2-oxoglutarate-dependent dioxygenase activity. The coding region runs from base 1 to 1023 and encodes 340 amino acids.